Molecule: messenger RNA, 5019 nt
Organism: Eimeria maxima
Lineage: Eukaryota; Apicomplexa; Conoidasida; Eucoccidiorida; Eimeriidae
Exons: 1
Coding region: 1-5019 (1672 amino acids)
Source: RefSeq, a predicted model, not a curated record
AUGAACGCAGGCCUAGACAAAGGAGUUCCAGUGAAUGGAGAUGACCGGAGCCCUAGUACCAACGGUGAGGUUUCUAUGAAGCGUUGGAGGUUUUCAAGCGGACCCCGGCUGCCCCGAAGUGGUGCUGCAGCUGCUGCUUUGGUGGGUAUUGUUUUUCUGUUGCUGUCUUGUUGGGUUUCCAUCUCCAGUCACAAAGCCGCUUUCACCCAAGCCUGGCGCAGCAGAAGGCGUCUUUCAUCUACAGAUUAUCAAGAUCCCUGUGAAUACACUGUGUCAGCAGGAUCACAAGCAGGCAAUGCAGUUACAGCAGAUGGAUAUGGCACAUCAACAGCAGCAGAAGAAGCAGAUGUAGUUGUAGCAGAUGGAUAUGGCACAUCAACAGCAGCAGAAGAAACAGAUGUAGUUGCAGCAGAUGGAUAUGGCACAUCAACAGCAGCAAAAGAAACAGAUGCAGUUGUAGCAGAUGGUUAUGGCACAUCAACAGCAGCAGAAGAAACAGAUGCAGUUGCAGCAGAUGGAUAUGGCACAUCAACAGCAGCAGAAGAAACAGAUGCAGUUGCAGCAGAUGGAUAUGGCACCUCAACAGUAGCAGGAGCAGCUGUACAUACAGAAGGCACAACACCAGUAGCAGAAGCAGCAGACAAAGCUGUAGAUGAGGAAGGUUCACUAGCACAAGAGACAGUAGGAACGCAGAAUGCUUCCUCUUCCACCGAGUUAUCUGCUCUCGACCCCCUGGCCCCUCCCUUCACUCCUAAAGGCUUCGUAGGUGAAAACGAGAACGAAGGGGAGAGGACGGCAUGGGAAGACCAGGAGACGUCUUCUGAUCCACAUUUGGAGUCCGCAGCGUCCCCAGCGGAGCCUGGCACGUCGAUUGAGGGAGCCCCAGCAGCAGCACAGAGAGCAAGGGUGCGGGGAGAGGCAGUGCAGGUUCCUGUGCUGUGGUCCGCUGGAAUGACAAAGGUCGCAGGGUCUAGCCUCUAUUUGAGUUCUUAUCUGGGUCGCCUUCGAGAACUGGCGGACCACUGCCGGCUUUUCUUUAUUCAUCUCCCCUUGGAUUAUGCCCAGCAGAUAGUGCAGCUAUUGAUGAGGCUCGCUGUAGUGGAGGUGGCAGCAGUGACGCCACUGUGCAGCGUUGAAGAAGAGAAGACGCGGCUGGGGACCAUCAAAGCGUUUCUUCGUCUUGGUGCAAGCUUGGGUUUUCGUUAUCAGACAAGGCCAGAGGUGGCCACUAUUGUGGACCGUCUCCUGCUUACUCUCAACCUGCUUCAAAACCGGAAUCUCUCCGCUACCCUGGCGGCUCAACGGAAAUCGUAUGCAAAUAAACAAAUACUUCCUGCGGCAAGCGCAGGUCUCAGGCAUGUGGCCAAUGCUGUCAACGCGCUACUGCAGAGCAUUGAAGGCCACCAAACUCCUAUCCCCACCGCUGUCAGCGACGAACAAACUGCUAUUAUCUCUGCCGUAGUUGAGGAAAGGCUGCUGCAGGGGCUGUCGGACAAAGGUAUUGCGCAGGUGUUGCAGCACCUGCAGGGCCGCUGCUGCCCUGGAGGAAUCUUUACCGAAGGCGACAUUGCCUAUGGUACGGAGAAAUAUGCUACUGCCAACUCCUCUGUGAGAAUUCAUUGCGUCGACUCUGCUGUAGAGCGAGCACGGGCUACGGUCAAAGCAGCAAUAAAACAAGACUGGCGCGAGCAGCCAGCACCAGGACCAGCAGGAUCUCCGGCUACAGCUGAGGGUCAACGACCGACUACUUUCGUCGCCACCGCGGAGGCCGAUAAGCAAGACGCUAAGCAACAACCGCAGCAGCCAACUAUUCCUGAAAGCUCCGCUGCAGAGGAGGCUGAUCCACUGCCGCAGGGUGCAGCCACCGGAUCCUUACAAGAAAGGGCAGCAGCGGCCUCGGGACGGCCACAGGCAACAGCCGCAGAAAGGCCAUAUCCAGAGGCAGCACCAACAAGAGAGCCUGAGGCAGCAUCAAAAGGUGAUCAAGAGGCAGCACCAACAAACUAUUCAGGGGCAGCAUUAACAAAAGACCGAGAAGCACAAUCAACAGAACUUUCAGACACAGAAGCAACAGUGGAACCAGAGGCACGAGCAACAGAGCAGCUAGAGGCACAAGCAAUAGCAGAGCCAGAGGCAAGAGCAGCAAAAGAGCCGGAGGCAGAAGCACAAGAACAGCCAGCGACAGAAGUAACAGAAGAGCCAGGAGCAGCGGCAGCAGAAGGUGCAACGGAAGGGGAACGAGGGAAGAAGAAGAAGCCUUCCCCAGCCUUCGUUCGUCCCCCCUUUCUCCCCUCUUUUUCUUCCCCGAUAUUCCGAGCUGGGGCUGUUUCUCGCAUAAGUCGUUUUCAGCACCCAAUUACAACAAGGGCUUUCACCUUCUUCCAUCAUCAUCUCCCGACGGAGCAGCAACAGCAGGAAGUAGAGCAUUUGGAGCAGUUACCGAAGCGGCAGCUCAAGCCAAUGAGACUUUGGGGGCCAUUCCCACUGCCGCAGCAGCAAGAGGAACGUCGGACGCUCUCGCCUGAGCAGUAUCAUCCAGGGGGACCUAAGGAGCUCUCAGCGGAACCGCAGCACCUGUAUGAGGUUGCUGCGGGGUCCAUCAGUCAGAUGCACGAACGUCAGCGGUUGACUUCGCCCGAUCAGGAGCCAGAGGGACAUUGGCUGUCCUUAUUGCAGCGGGGGGAGCAAAACGAAUCUUGGCUGCCCUCUUCGCCGCACUCGCAAGAACGGGAGGAACCUUUGGACCCCUCAACACCGCAGCAGGGGAAGCAUUUGGAGCCCUCACCGCCAUUACAGGAGCAAGUGCACCUUUGGGGGCCCGCGUCUCCGCAGGACGGGCAAGAAAACCUUUGGGAGCCCUCACCGCAGCUGCAGGAACGAGGGGAAUAUUCUGGACCCUCAUCGCCGAUGCAGGAGCAGGAGGCUCUUUGGGGGCCCUCGUCAUCGCAGGAGCAAGACGAACUUUGGGGGCACUUGCCGCCGCUGCAGGAGCAAGAAGCACUUUGGGAGGAAUCAUCAUCUCAGGAGGAGCAAGAGGAACGUUGGGGGCUCUCGCAAACGCUGCAGGGGCGAAAGGAAUUUUGGGGGCCGUCGCCAUCUCAGGAGGAGCAACAGCAAAUUUGGAGGUCCUCACCCGCACUGCAGGAGCCAGACAAGCUUUGGGGGCCCUUGUCUCCCCGACAAGAAACGGAGCCUUGGAUGCACGUUUCGGCUUUGGGAGGAGAUGCGGCGGCUCCUACUCCCUUUUCGUUGCCGCGUCUUAAAGCCUUUGAAGGUGUCACAUCCAAUGCGACUCCCGCUAACAGCCAUGCUAAACUUGACUUGCCUAAAAAAGCGCCAGACGGUAGUGGAAAUUACGAUGAAGACCAUGCGCAGAAGCGUGGUUUGUUUGAAGGCUCUGAUUACACCGCGCCAGCGGGAGCAGCAGCACAGGGGCAAGCUAAAGAUUUCGGUGCUCAUCUGCUGCAACAGCUCCAGCAGCUGGUGCAACAGAUGCAACAGAUGAUCCACCAACAGCAACAAGUGCAGGAGCAGCUACUGGUGCAACAGCAACAGCAGGAACAGCAGCAGCAGCUGGUGAGGUUGCAGCAGCAGCAGCAGCAGUUGGUGCAGCAGCAGCUGGAGCAGCAACAGAAGCGGCAGCAGCAGCUGGUGCAGCAGCAGCUGGAGCAGCAACAGAAACAGCAGCAGCAGUUGGUGCAGAACCAACAGCAGCAGCAAAUGGUGCAGCAGCAACUGGAGCAGCAGCAGAAGCAACAACAGCAUUUAGUGCAGCAGCAGCAGCAACUGGUGAAGCAGCAACAGCAGCAGCUACUGCAGCAGCAGCUAUUGCAGCAGCAGCUACUCCAGCAGAAGCUUGUGCAGCCCCAGCAGCAGCUAGUGAGGCCGCUGCAGCAGCUCGUGCAACAAAUGCAGCAACAGCCGCACCAGCAACUGGCGCAGCCGCUGCAGCAUCUAGUGCAACAAAUGCAGCAGCAGCCACACCAGCAACUGGUGCAUCAACAGCAACAGCAUCACCAGCAGCUAGUGCAGCCGCUGCAGCAGCUGGUGCAACAAAUGCAGCAGCAGAAACCGCAGCAGCAGGAGGAGCCACAACAGCAGCAGGAGCCGCAACAGCAGCAGGAGCCACAACAGCAGCAAUUGAUGCAGCAGCAGCAGUUGAUCCACCAGCCACAGCAGCAGCAUCAGUCCCAACAGCUGCAGCCACAGCAGCAGCACCAGCCCCAACAGCAGCAGCAUCCACAGCACCAGCCGCCACUGCAACAGCAGUUGAUGCAGGAGCCACAGCAACAGCAGUUGGUGCAGGAGCCACAGCAGCAGCAGUUGGAGCAGGAGCCACAGCAGCAGAAGUUGGUGCAGGAGCCACAGCAGCAGCAGUUGGUGCAGGAGCCACAGCCGCAGCAAUUGGUGCAGGGGCCAGAACAGCAGCAGUUGGUGCAGCAGCAGCAGCUCGUACACCAGCAGCAUCAACAGCUAGUGCAGCAGCAGCACCAACAAUUGGUGCAGCAGCAGCAGCAGCAAUUGCUGCAGCAGCAGCACCUGAUGCAGCAGCAGCAGCUGGUACAGCAGCAGCAGCAGCUGGUACAGCGACAGCAGCAGCUGGCACAGCAGCGGCAGCAACAGCAGCUGGCGCAGCAGCAACAGCUGUUGCAGCAGCGGCAACAGCAGCUGUUGCCGCAGCAGCCGUCGAUUCAGCAGCAGCAAGAGGCGCAGGCAUUUUUCGGUCUGUUUCAAGGCACUGAUUUCACCGCGCCGACAACAGCAAAGGGAGUGACAGAUGAUCGCGAAGCGUACCUGCAGCAGCAACUACAGCAACAGCUAAAGCUUGGUUCUGUCUGGGGUUUGAGGGAUAUCGCAAGCUUCAGCCGAGACGAGAUUCUUCGGCGGCCUUCAAGCUGGCUCCCACUUGACGCUCAAAACCAUGCAGCAGGUGCAAAUUCAUCUCAAGGACCUCGACAUAGUCCCUCGCGGGAAGGUCGUUUUGACGAAGUCACCCAACAGCAACAAAGACGAGUGUAA